GCUGGGAUCGCGCCUCUCCUCCCGCCUCCCGUCGUGCCCCGGGCGCGCCUGAAUGGGGCAGACACAAGAUGGCGGCGAACGCGAACCCCGCCGGUGGCGGAGGCCUCUCGCUCUUCGAGUGCCCCAGCUGGGCAGGGAAGCCACCACCUGGCUUACAUCUGGAUGUGGUCAAAGGAGACAAACUCAUUGAGAAACUCAUCAUUGAUGAGAAGAAAUACUAUCUCUUUGGGAGAAAUCCUGAUCUGUGCGAUUUUACCAUUGACCACCAGUCUUGCUCUCGGGUCCAUGCUGCCUUGGUCUAUCACAAACAUCUCAAGAGGGUUUUCCUCAUAGAUCUAAACAGCACACAUGGCACAUUCUUGGGUCAUAUCCGUUUGGAACCUCACAAACCCCAACAGAUACCCAUUGACUCCACGGUUUCAUUUGGUGCUUCUACACGGGCAUACACGCUGCGGGAGAAGCCUCAGACGCUUCCAUCGGCAGUUAAGGGAGAUGAGAAAAUGGGCAGCGAAGAUGAAGAGCUCAAGGGCUUGCUGGGCCUGCCAGAGGAGGAGACAGAACUUGACAACCUGACAGAGUUUAAUACGGCCCACAACAAAAGAAUUUCCACACUAACCAUUGAGGAAGGGAACUUGGAUAUUCAGAGACCAAAGAGAAAACGGAAGAACUCCAGAGUGACAUUCAGUGAUGACGAUGAAAUCAUCAAUCCGGAGGAUGUGGACCCUUCUGUUGGACGUUUCAGGAACAUGGUACAGACAGCAGUAGUCCCUGUUAAGAAGAAGCGGUUGGAGAACGCAGGCUCCCUGACCACAGAUGAUUCUGCAUCACGACGGAUGCAAAACUUCCCCUACAGCGGAGGAUUGUACGGGGGUCUACCUCCAACCCACAAUGAGGCAGGGUCCCAGUCGCACGGUGGCCAUGGGACAGCACUCAUUGGUGGCCUGCCAAUGCCCUACCCCAAUCUCGCUCCAGAUGUGGACUUGACUCCUGUUGCGCCCUCAACAGUCAACAUGAACCCAGCUCCAAACCCUGCUGUCUUUAAUCCCGAAGCUGUGAAUGAACCCAAGAAGAAGAAAUAUGCAAAGGAGGCAUGGCCAGGCAAGAAGCCAACCCCUUCCCUGCUGAUCUGAGCCCGAGUUUGUGGAGUGAGGGUGGGAGUCACGAACUCCAGAAACUGUUGCUGUGCAGUAUCGUCUUUUUAAGAUUUCAGUGUCCUAACCAGAUGUAAUACCAAGAUUGAAGAAGUGAAACAUCCUUUAAAGAUCUGUCUUCAAACGUUUUUAUAUGUCUGUUAAAGGAAAAAAAAGAAUUACAGCUCCCAUCUCCUUUUGAACAAAAAUAUCUGGCAGCCUUUUCUUCGCCAUUACUGUCCCCAGAGGUCUUUACUCGGUUUUGAUCCAGAGGUUGAAGGGGCAGCAUCACACAACUUUAUUCUCAUUUAUGGCAUGACCCUGCAAAUCCAUGUUUGGAGGCGGUGUGCUCACUACAAGUCAUGUUGUUGCCACUGGACUUGCACGUAGCAGGUCAGCUCUGUCAGAAGUGAAUGGUUGUGGGGCCAAGCCUUUCAAAAUCUCAUUAACAGGAGUUCUAAAACUUGCAAAAUAUAGGUCAGCUUUUCUUUUGUACAUUUUCCAAACCCACCAAUGUGUGGGACAUUGUUGGGGGUUUUUUUGUAUUACUUUAGUUUGGCUACAGCUUUGGGGUUUUUUCCACCUCAAACACUACAGCAUCCCAUUAGUUCAUGAGGACAUGGAGUUAAUGGACAAAAAUAGAUGGGUUUCCCAAGCUGUGGCCCAGUAUUUGGAGGACUAAAGGGGUGCACAUGUGGGUGGAUGGGAGCUUGUGUUGGUGCUACCGGGCAUGGGAAGCCUCAGAGCGUUUGAAAGGUGGGUAGGCACUGCCUAUAAAUAACCAAGUCAGGUUGAUCUCACUCCCUGUGAUCACUUAAGGUGGAGUUAACCCAGAGGAAACCAGUUCCUUUUGAACUUGGUGGCCCUUUUAACUUAGAUAGUUCCAUUUGUAUUUGCAAAUGGAAGUUGUGAGCUUAGAGCAUGUGUGAGAUGCAACAAGAGACACAGAAAAAUGACCAACCAUCAGCGUGUUUAACAGCUAAAACCACAAUCUGCUGGUUUGGCCACAUCCCUUGGUUCAAGGGAUGAGAACACAGUGCUGCUUAGAGCUAGAAUAUCAGUUCUGAGUAGAGAAUCUGCCUCACCUUGAAUAAAGCACUGCACGAGUUGGUUUUAUCAUA
Pezoporus occidentalis (night parrot) is the source of this 2251-nucleotide messenger RNA. It is a transcript of the gene PPP1R8, whose product is annotated as protein phosphatase 1 regulatory subunit 8. Gene Ontology annotation, cellular component: nuclear speck. Lineage: Eukaryota; Metazoa; Chordata; Aves; Psittaciformes; Psittacidae. The record is from RefSeq and is a predicted model, not a curated record. Gene Ontology annotation, molecular function: protein binding; mRNA binding; protein serine/threonine phosphatase inhibitor activity. The transcript is spliced from 7 exons. The coding region runs from base 69 to 1130 and encodes 353 amino acids.